UCAUAACGUCAAUAUUUGUGUCGAUUGGACAGGGAAGUGUUUAGGUGUUUUAUGUAAAUAUAAUUGAAUAAUAACAAUGGCAAGCAAUGAACAGAAAGCUCAACAACUAAUUGCGGAAGCUGAGAAAAAAUUGAAUACCACGAAAGGAUUUUUCGGCUCCUUCUUUGGAGGCAACAGUAGAGUCGAAGAUGCAAUAGAAUGUUAUCAAAGGGCUGGUAACCUAUUCAAGAUGGCUAAAAAUUGGCCACAAGCUGGUAGUGCUUUCUGCGAGACUGCAAAUUUACACUUGAGAGCAGGAGCUCGUCACGAUGCAGCCACCAAUUAUGUAGACGCUGCCAACUGCUACAAGAAGUCUGAUAUCAACGAGGCUGUUAGCUGUCUAAUGAAAGCAAUAGAAAUUUACACAGACAUGGGUAGAUUUACUAUGGCAGCAAAACAUCAUCAAACAAUUGCAGAAAUGUAUGACACUGAUGCCGUGGACUUGGAAAGAGCCGUGCAGCAUUAUGAACAAGCAGCGGACUAUUUCCGUGGAGAAGAAAGUAAUUCUUCAGCUAACAAGUGUCUUUUAAAAGUAGCUCAAUAUGCUGCCCAACUUGAGAACUAUGAGAAAGCAAUACAGAUUUACGAGGAGGUUGCAACUUCUGCCCUGGAAAGUUCUCUCUUGAAAUAUAGCGCCAAAGAAUAUCUCUUCCGUGCAGCCUUAUGUCAUCUUUGUGUGGACUUAUUGAAUGCUCAACAUGCUCUUGAGAGAUACAUUCAGAUGUAUCCAGCAUUCCAAGAUUCAAGGGAAUAUAAAUUAAUAAAAGUUCUGAUUGAGCAUAUGGAGGAACAGAAUCUAGAUGGAUUCACCGAUGCUGUGAAAGAUUACGAUUCUGUUUCCCGUUUAGAUCAGUGGUAUACUACAAUACUGUUGCGUAUCAAAAAGCAGCUGAAUGAGAGUCCAGAUUUGCGUUAAGAAAUUUCAGCUUAAAAUGUUGACUCAUUUGAUUGUUAUGUUUAUUUGAAUUUUAUUGUUGCCUCUUGAAAGUUCCUUUUCUUAGCUGAUUUAGACUUUUUUAGCAGAAUCAAAGUUAAGAUUUACUUUUGAUUGGCAUAUUAUGAUAUUAGCUUGUUUGUAAUAGAAGGUAUACAACUAAUAACUUUUAAUAUACAUAUUUAAUAUUUAUAAAUAAUAUUAACAUUCCAAGUAUUUCAUUCGGUACUAAUAGUUAAUGUUUAUUCAACUCCAAAUUUGUACCAAAAUAAUAAUUAUUAUCAUUGAUACUUGAUUGUGUUCAAACUAUCUGAACAUAGUUUUCUGAAAAUCAUUGUCAUGUUUGAAGGCUCAUAAGUAAAUACAGGAAUAAAUACAAACUAGGCUGGUUUGAUUUGAAUUUGAUUCAUUUCAAGAAAUAAAGAUAUUGUUGAAAGAAAAGUAACUUUUAAGUGAGUCAUUGGUUUUGGAAUUAAGGAAAUGUUAUUAGAUGUUUGAAAGUUGAUCACAUAGUGAGAAUAUCAAGUUAUUUAAAUGGAGCUCAUUUACUUCAUGCUAAACAUGAAAAAAUAUGCUUUAUUCAUUACAAGAACACCAAGCUCUAAUGAAUCAUUUGAGUAUACCUCAUUCUACAAAACCUGAAUAUUCAACAUACAUGAAGAAGUUCAUGUGAAUACAACUACAAGGCAAUCAUUUCUUAAGGCCUUUGAUGUUUUUUCUGUAUUCAUCUCUUAGUUAUAAAGUAUUUUCAGUGGGAAGAAAGUCGCAAAUUUUUCCUUGUUUUGACCUCCCAACUGACUUUUAUUUUGAAGUUAUAUAUUUUCUUAGUUGUACAUAUUCCUCUAUUAGCUAGAUAUUGAUUAUUGGGGCUAACAUAAAAUGAACGUGUCCGAUGAAUAAAUUCACUAUUACUGGAAAGUUUCAAGUCUUACCAACAGAAUAAAUUUUGAAUUAUCUUAUGAACAAUAACAGUCCAGUCUGUAUGUAUCAGAAUGACUCGAAAUCGUUGAUUUCAUUUUCGAAUAGUGUAGUCUAAAGGUGAAGGAUUAGAUAAUUAGCCACCUGUCCAUAAUCAUAAGCAUUUGAGGAAAUGGAAAAAUGUCACAAAUGGGUUUUUUUAGUUGGAUCUGAAAUUUGAAAGGAAACAUCAGGAAAAUCUAUUGAUUGAAACUGGCAUGCUUUCGUGUUAUUUUUCCAUUUCGCAUGCAGUCAUGCUUUCAAUGAAAUAAUUUUUGUUAUUCAUUGGAUGAAUCAUAUCUGAACAAUGACAUAAUGAUUUUGGUGCUGUAAGUAAUAAAUGUUAAUCAAUAAAGCUCGAUUUUAGAAU
Coccinella septempunctata (seven-spotted ladybird) is the source of this 2300-nucleotide messenger RNA. It is a transcript of the gene alphaSnap, whose product is annotated as alpha-soluble NSF attachment protein. Gene Ontology annotation, biological process: intracellular protein transport; SNARE complex disassembly. The record is from RefSeq and is a predicted model, not a curated record. Gene Ontology annotation, molecular function: syntaxin binding; soluble NSF attachment protein activity. Gene Ontology annotation, cellular component: vacuolar membrane; SNARE complex. Lineage: Eukaryota; Metazoa; Arthropoda; Insecta; Coleoptera; Coccinellidae. The coding region runs from base 77 to 955 and encodes 292 amino acids. The transcript is spliced from 3 exons.